AUGGCGCGCUGCGCGUCGUGCGCGUUUUCAGAGACGACGCUGGAUGAGUGCACGACGUCGGACGGGGUCACGGACGACGCGAGCGCGAUAGGCGCGAACGGGCGACGGAAAUUCUUUGGCGCUGGGUUAGAGAGUUGGGCGAAGCUCGACGCCGCGGGUGUCAUUCGCGCGCGAUUCGUCGGUUUGCGCGAGGUAGAGAAUUGCACGUUCGAGUGUUCUUUCGCUUGUGACGUCGCGCACGCGCGCGCACGCGCGAGGGUGGUGGCUGCCGGCGAAGAGGCGAGAGCGACGGCUUUGAGCGGCGGCGGUGGCGCCGCCGACGAAAUAGAGGUGAUGUGCGCGUUCGAUGCGGUCGAUCUGAGCUCUGUGAUUCGACACGAUGCGUUGAACGUCGGGGCGUUCGAGGUAAUCGCGCGAACGCGGGAUGGGGAGGAGUUGGCGCGCGCGGCGUUGCUGACGCGAGUCGAACAAGACGAAAGCGCGACGCUGCGAAGGUUAGUUUUGCCGUACGUGGCGAAAUUUGAGUGA
Molecule: messenger RNA, 528 nt
Organism: Ostreococcus lucimarinus CCE9901
Lineage: Eukaryota; Viridiplantae; Chlorophyta; Mamiellophyceae; Mamiellales; Bathycoccaceae
Exons: 1
Coding region: 1-528 (175 amino acids)
Source: RefSeq, a predicted model, not a curated record